Molecule: messenger RNA, 234 nt
Organism: Penicillium soppii
Lineage: Eukaryota; Fungi; Ascomycota; Eurotiomycetes; Eurotiales; Aspergillaceae
Exons: 1
Coding region: 1-234 (77 amino acids)
Source: RefSeq, a predicted model, not a curated record
AUGGACCCUGAAAAUCUGCCUAUUGGUCUUCUCGAGCUACUAGCAAGCUCAACACUGCUAUUGAUUACUUAUUCCCGACGCGAAGCUCUCGCCAUUGGACCAAAUAUGACCGAAGCUCAGGCUAACGAACAUCAAUUAUGCUUCAUCCCGGCGUGUCUGACCCAAUAUGAGAGCACCACCGUUCCGACAUCGCACGCAGUCGGUCUCUAUCCGACGAGGAGAGGUGAGAUCUGA